Messenger RNA from Lachancea nothofagi CBS 11611, 1659 nucleotides. The record is from the annotation of a GenBank genome assembly. NCBI's taxonomy places the organism in Eukaryota, Fungi, Ascomycota, Saccharomycetes, Saccharomycetales, Saccharomycetaceae.
AUGGCUUCCCGACAGUCCCUGUAUCAUGCUUUUUGUCUGGCAUCAUCUGUGAAGGAAGUUGUUAAAGGUAGCGUUUCGAUCGGAAGCGAGUCGCUAAGAUCAUGGGCUGAAACCUCGACGCUUACGAGACCCAUCUUGGAGAGAUACCAAUGGUUUUACGACCCAGAAUGGGAAAAGGCUCGGGCUUUGUCGGAUUCGGUGAGAUCAAGCAACCGGACCCGGGGCAAGUCUACCAAAAAGGGAGCCAGGUCUUAUUCUACAGGCGUGAAAACGAGCAUUAGACACUACUCAACGGGUGCCAAGAAUGAUGCUCUUGCAGAGACGGCGCAAAAAGAGGUUGCUUUACAGAGCUCGGAAGUUCCGUCGUCACGGAUCUCGAGACUGUUUCACUAUGGGUCUCUGGCAGCCGGAGUGGGAUUGUCGGCGGCCACGGAUGGGUUUUCCCAGACGAUUCGCGGUCAAUCUCCUAAUCUCAAAUCUUUAGUUCUUUCAGAUGCUAACAUAGACCGCAUUACGAAUAAAUUCUCCAAGAUGCGCGGUGCAGCGUUGAAGAUUGGCCAGAUGAUGUCGUUCCAAGACGAAAGUGUACUGCCCAAAGAGCUAUACAUUAUUCUGUCUCGAGUGCAGAACGGCGCCCACUACAUGCCUCAAAGACAACUGGAUCGUUUGAUGAACCGGGAACUUGGAACGGCUUGGAAGCAAAAGUUCAGCAAGUUCGAUCCAGUUCCCAUCGCAGCCGCUUCUAUAGGACAGGUUCACGAGGCUGUUUUGCCAUCUGGAGAAGAAGUGGUAGUGAAGAUUCAAUAUCCAGGUGUGAAGGACUCUAUUGAUUCUGAUUUGAACAAUGUGCUGAUGUUCUUGACCGCGUCGCGUUUGUUACCAAAGGGCCUUUUUUUAGACAAAACUGUGGCCAACGCUAGAACUGAGUUAAAGUGGGAAUGUGACUACAAGAGGGAAGCGCGAGCUUUGCAAAAAUUCGAGCAGUUAUUGAAAGGAGAUCCAGUUCUCGUCACACCAAAGGUUUUCCAAGAUCUAACAACUGAUAACAUUAUAACAAUGUCGAAGAUGCGGGGGAAAGAGAUCAUGAAAUUGCCCGCAGAGACGUCACAAGAGACCAAGAACUUUAUUUCAGAAGCGAUCAUGAGGCUGUGCUUGCGUGAGAUUGCAGAGUUCAAAUUCAUGCAAACUGAUCCAAACUGGGCCAAUUUUCUGUACAACGAAGGAAAUCGCACUCUUGAACUUUUGGAUUUUGGCGCUUCGAGAGAUUUUUCGGAGGAAUUCAUUAACAACUAUCGUCGCAUGCUGACAGCAGGCACAUUGAGAGAUCGUUCUAAAGUGGCUCAAAUUUCUGAGAAGCUGGGAUAUUUGACUGGCUUGGAAUCGAAGGCCAUGGUCGAUGCGCAUGUAGACUCUGUUCUAGUUCUAACCGAGCCAUUCAUGGGUUCUGUCGAUGAGUGUUUUGAUUUCUCUGAGCAGACCGUUACGGACAGAAUCAGAGGCAACAUUAAUUUGAUGUUGAAAGAGCGUUUGUGUCCGCCUCCAGAAGAGACUUAUUCGUUGCAUAGAAAGUUCAGUGGAGUUUUCCUCUUAUGCGCCAGGAUGAGGGCCCAGGUACCAAUGGCGAAACUGUUCGAGGAGCACUUUGCCUUACACGACUGA